AUGCUAAAAAGCUUGAGUUUAUGUUCUGAAGAGAGCAGUUUCGACAACGAAUCGGCCUUGGAGCAAUUUGCCAUUGCAAAUCCAAACGUGGUGAUCGCUGGCAUUGUCUUCGAAGAUAUCUCCCCGACAGCAACAUCUUUCGAUCCUGUGGUUAAGUAUAAAAUACGCCAGAUACCUGCAUUCACACCGAAUACCGCAGCAGCUCGUGAUGUUAUCGCUCUGUAUACUGGUCCUCGAGAUUGGGAUGACUCUUACUACUCCUAUGGAUUCCUUUGGAUACAGGAUGUGAUUGAACGCUCCUUAAUUGCUGCUAUGACGGGGAUGCAUAUUGUUGAGCCGGGAGCUGGAAUGCAAGAAAUGGCCUAUCCUUGCUUCAGAUAUGACAGGUAG
This is a messenger RNA of Ostertagia ostertagi, 390 nucleotides long. The record is from the annotation of a GenBank genome assembly. Lineage: Eukaryota; Metazoa; Nematoda; Chromadorea; Rhabditida; Trichostrongylidae.